ACCUGUAUAAAAAGUCCUUGGCAGGGCUGCGGGAGCGAAGGGGUUAAUGCUCCCACUUUGGACAAGUUUUGUUCCUCUCGCCACGCCCCUUCGCAGGCUUCUCAGGCACCGGAUUGGCCAUUCCUCGCGGCGCUAGUCGGACCGCGCUCUGAUUGGUGGAGCUGCGAGAGCGAGGCGCUGCGAUUGGCUGGCGGGCUCUUCCGGGAGAGGCAGCUGGGAGAGAUGCAGAGAGAUCCUUUCAGAGUUGGAAGAAUGGCUGCGGUGGCUGGGAUGCUGCUGUUGUUGGCAAUGGCGCGGUGGAGCGGAGCCCUGGAGAACGGCCUGGCCCGCACGCCGCCCAUGGGCUGGCUGCACUGGGAGCGCUUCCUCUGCCAGACCGACUGCGGGCAGGAGCCGCUCCAGUGCAUCAGCGAGCAGUUGUUUAUGCAGAUGGCGGAUCUGAUGGUGUCUGACGGGUGGAAAGACGUUGGCUACGAAUACCUGUGCAUUGACGACUGCUGGAUGGCCCCCACCCGCGACGAGCAGGGCAGGGUGCAGCCCGACCCAAAGCGCUUUCCCAGUGGGAUCGGCAAACUGGCCGACUAUGUCCAUUCCAAAGGGCUGAAGCUGGGCAUCUACGCAGACGUUGGGAACAAGACCUGCGCUGGUUUCCCUGGCAGUUUUGGCUCCUACCAGCUGGACGCAGACACCUUUGCCAACUGGGGGGUCGAUUUGCUGAAAUUCGAUGGCUGCUCCUUUGGCAACUUGGAGCUCCUGGCAGAAGGAUAUAAAACCAUGUCUCAGGCUUUGAACAAAACCGGGAGAAACAUUGUCUACUCGUGCGAGUGGCCACUGUAUGAGAGACCGAUGCAGGAGCCCAACUACACAGAGAUCAAACAGUACUGCAAUUACUGGCGGAAUUAUGCCGACAUCUACGAUGCCUGGAACAGCAUCAAAAAUGUCUUGGACUGGACGUCUUACCAUCAGGACAGCCUUGUGGACGUUGCUGGACCAGGAGGUUGGAAUGACCCAGAUAUGCUGGUGAUUGGGGACUUUGGGCUGAGCUGGGACCAGCAGGUGACCCAAAUGGCGCUCUGGGCCAUCAUGGCUGCCCCCCUGCUCAUGUCCAAUGACUUGCGCCGGAUGAGCCCGCAGGCCAAAGCCCUGCUCCAGAACAAGGAUGUGAUCGCCAUCAACCAGGAUCCACUGGGCAAGCAAGGAUACCGGAUUACAAAGGACAACUUCUUUGAACUGUGGGAGCGGCCCCUCUCCGGAGGCGCCUUUGCCAUCGCAGUGGUGAACCGUCAGGAGAUGGGGGGCCCGCAGGCCUUUGCCUUCUCCACCGCCAUCCUUGGGAACGGCUUGGCUUGCAACCCCACCUGCUCCGUCCAGCAGAUCCUCCCCAAGAGCAGAGACUGGGGCCUGCACAACUUGGUCUCAUUCCUGAAGGUGGUGGUGAACCCGACUGGCACCGUGCUGCUGCGGACGGUGGUGAAUAAGGAGGAACUUAAUGUUCGACCAGGGAAAUAGGCACUCCCAGGACAUCUUAUAAGGUGCCCUAAAAUCCAAGAAACUUUGGUAUACUGUCUCCUUACUUCCCCCUUUCUAACUUUUGGCAUCUAAAUCUCAAGGAGAAAACUUAUCUUUCUAAUCUGGAUUCCAUAGCAACAAACUGGGGUACUUUAAUUGUGCUUUCCCUGCAUGGCAGGGGAUUGGACUAGAUGACCCAUGUGGUCUCUUCCAACUCUAUGAAACUUUCUGGGCAAAGGGAGCCCCAGAAACCAGUCCCAGGAAAGAUAUCUUGAAAACCUCCCAGAGAUCUUUGUUUCUACCUCAUUGGAAGAAUGUGGGAAAAUAAAUGCAGAUUUUGCCAAAGAUCCCUAGGCAGGCCUGUAUUCUUCCACUAGCUUGAUAUACUAGAGGUAGGUACACGUCAGGCUGGGCAUUGUACCAAAAAUGUAGCAAGAUACAAACUUGUAAGGCAGCUCCUUGAACAGGAGUCAUGCCCAGUAAAGAUAACCACUUAUUCUAAGGGUUUUUGAGGGUUGAUUUUGAGUUUGGUUUCUCCCAAGACAGAGAAGAACAAGCCUGAAUUACUUCCAACAGGAUCUACAGAGCAGCCUUCUCUUCUAGCUAAUGGCUGGAGCUUAAUCGUUAUUUUAAACUUCCCAGCCAUUUAGAACAUAACCAUAGGUGCCUGGCUGCUUGGGGCCAAUUUUGACUGCGUGGGGGGGGG
Messenger RNA from Anolis sagrei ordinatus, 2215 nucleotides. It is a transcript of the gene GLA, whose product is annotated as galactosidase alpha. Gene Ontology annotation, biological process: glycoside catabolic process; oligosaccharide metabolic process. Gene Ontology annotation, cellular component: cytoplasm. The record is from RefSeq and is a predicted model, not a curated record. NCBI's taxonomy places the organism in Eukaryota, Metazoa, Chordata, Lepidosauria, Squamata, Anolidae. Gene Ontology annotation, molecular function: alpha-galactosidase activity.